Molecule: messenger RNA, 363 nt
Organism: Sclerotinia sclerotiorum 1980 UF-70
Lineage: Eukaryota; Fungi; Ascomycota; Leotiomycetes; Helotiales; Sclerotiniaceae
Exons: 2
Coding region: 1-363 (120 amino acids)
Source: RefSeq, a predicted model, not a curated record
AUGUGCGGCUUCGGUCAUAGCAUAUGCGAUAGGAGAUGGGCUACAUAUCCAAAAUGCCAGCAUCGGCACUGUAGUCAGGAAGUUGGGCGGGACUUCUCAUUUCCUCGUGCAGCACCCACAUCAAAGUUGUGCGACUCAUGGCAUCGACUAUGGAAAUUUAUUCUGGAUUUCUGGGAUUUGCUCUCCAAGUUAGGAGCAACCCCAAGAAAUCUCCAACAAUCUUUGUCUGGCUGUGAGGUAUCAGAGAAAUUCUUCGGCUUUCUGGAGGACGAGUCCUUCAAGAUGGAAUCAAAGGCUUUUUUGCAAGCAGUGUUCGCUCCUGCUACUGGCCUACACAAGCCGCUUGCAGCUUUUCACAUUUAG